Fomitiporia mediterranea MF3/22 is the source of this 432-nucleotide messenger RNA. RefSeq names its product Aldo/keto reductase. The transcript is spliced from 4 exons. NCBI's taxonomy places the organism in Eukaryota, Fungi, Basidiomycota, Agaricomycetes, Hymenochaetales, Hymenochaetaceae. Bases 1 to 432 code for a protein of 143 amino acids. The record is from RefSeq and is a predicted model, not a curated record.
AUGCUCAUAGUGCAUCUCGGUAAAUCAGGGCUGAAAGUAUCCAAGAUUAUUUUGGGUUGUAUGUUGUAUGGCUCACCAGAAUGGAUGCCAUGGCUUCUCAGUGAGGAAGAAGGAUUAAAGCAUAUCAAAGCUGUAUACAAUGCAGGGAUUCAGACAUUCGAUACAGCCAACGUCUAUUCAAAUGGGCUCUCGGAAAUAAUUCUCAGAAAGGCUAUCAAGAAAUUCAAUUUUCUGAGAGACGAGAUUGUAGUCCUCACUAAGCUCUGCAAUGUUGCUGGUUGCACGCCUGGAGAGAUGUACCGUUUCAAUGUCGGAAACAAUCCAGAUAAUUAUGGUUACGUUAAUCAAUAUGGGCUGAGCAGGAAGCACAUCUUUGAAUCAGUCAAGCAUAGUUUGGAACGUCUUCAGCUUGAUUACAUCAAUGUACUGUAA